This is a messenger RNA of Mixia osmundae IAM 14324, 1557 nucleotides long. RefSeq lists its product as uncharacterized. Gene Ontology annotation, biological process: ribonucleotide metabolic process; RNA catabolic process. The transcript is spliced from 7 exons. NCBI's taxonomy places the organism in Eukaryota, Fungi, Basidiomycota, Mixiomycetes, Mixiales, Mixiaceae. The coding region runs from base 93 to 1283 and encodes 396 amino acids. The record is from RefSeq and is a predicted model, not a curated record. Gene Ontology annotation, cellular component: ribonuclease H2 complex; nucleoplasm.
CGUGGGCUUGCAAGGGAAGAGCACGCUUCGAGAGCAAGUCAACGCCAGUCGCGUAUCGCGUCAAGAGCGAGAGCAGGCCAGUCCAGUCCACCAUGCAGACACUCACCGUCUUGCCAGACUAUCUGCGCACUGCGGCUUGGACUCGGCUCGUGCGGCUACCUCAUCCGAGUACAGGCGGACCUGCUCUUUUCCUGCUCUACAAGACCGCAGCCGGAGAUGGCAUACUCGAGCUGCAAGCCAUCAAGCCAGACGAGCACGAGAAACGAAGUUGGUUCGUCGGCAAAGAGACCGUUUGCUCAGAUGGUCGACUGCUUCUCUUUACGCCUAUCGACGCGGUUUAUCUGCUCGUGCGCGUGCUCGAGGCGGCUCAAUCGACCAACAAGAGCUUCUUGCCCCUUGGCGACAUCUUUGGAAGUGCAGCAGAUCACCUCGGCUUCACUGGCAAAGAGGCUGAAGACUUUGUACUACAAUCGAGUGAUAUAGCUGCACUCGAGCAUCUCACUUGCGUCCAGGGCGCACUCGAGAAGCUAUGCGACGCACGAGAUCUCGGAGGCGAAUUGAAGGCGUAUCGUUUAUCAGAGAGGCGCUUGUGCGAUUACUUGGCCGCGCGCGUCGAGAUGAUUGCCAGGUCGCCAGCUUUCGCGACAUGUGGCGCUCUCGUCAGCGGCCUGAGCAAGGCAGGCAUUCACACGAGUGAAGACUGUCUCGGCGGCCCAACUGACAUCAGCGAUAUUGUCAAGCAACAGGCCAGAGAGCAAAUCGCCAUUCAACUAUUGAGUCAGUAUCUCUCGCCUGAGCACCAGACCCUGCUUCGUGACCGCUACAAACACGAAGAGCUAGCUCAGCAUCUCGAGCGGGAUUCGAUCACAGCAGAGCUCCUCACGCAUAUGCCAGGUCUGCGCAAACCGCUCGCGCACGAGAAUUCGAAUCCAUCAGAGGGCUUGCCGGACGGACCCGCUUUUCACAAAACGUCUUCUGGUGCAGGCCUGGCUGCAGCGAAAAAGAAAGCCAAACCUCUGGUGUCGUCUGGUGUGGCUCGGCUCGCCAAAGUCAACACAAGUAGAGUGCACAAGCUCAGCAGUUUCUUCACGAAGAAAGGUACGCCGCCAUCGGCCGGUGCGACGCCAGAGAGCGAAUCGCAGAACCCGCUCGAUGAAGUCAGAGAUGGAUCGCAAAGGAGUGCAUCGCAAGACAGUGCGACGAAAGAUGCACCCGGCUCAUCGGCGAACGAGCCCACAUCUUCCGUACCUAUGACCGCGCCUAGCGCGGGUGCAGCUGCAUGAUUGAGACCUAUGCAUUCAGUGUGACAUAUACAAGUCAUGAUAACCCCGGAAAGACGAAAAGACAAGCAGAGGGCAAUGAUAUACUGGCCGAUAUGUUGAGUCCGCAUCAAGCGGGUGUAUCGUUCUCGCGGUCGGAUCUGUAGACGCGGAGCCUGACUUUGUCGAUACAGAUCUCGAAGCCAUCGCCAGUUGCGACGGAGGGUGAUGCCAUGGCUUCGUAGGACGGCUUGAGGUUGACCGGGUCCAGUCGUGUCCAACCAUAUCUGUGCUGAAC